AUUUAUUUUGGGACCAGGAAUAACAACUUUCUUUCCUGGCUUACAAAAUUGUACUGACCAAUCAGCGACUCUCCUCAAUUCUAUGAAAAGUGAAAAAAGACAAAUCUAUUCAACACUGCAGUUUCACUUCAGUUCACUUCGAGCUCCGCCGCAAAUCCAACAUAAGCUCGGACCCAGGAAGUUUGUUUUUUAAGUAUGAGCUGUUUUGAGCAUCAGUUGGCCUGUUUUAAGUCCUGUCACUGCAUCCGUGAAUUUUCGGGUUGUUUGAGAGCUGGAAUCAGGCCUUUUAAUUAUGGCUAUGUCCAGUUUCCAAGUUACUCAGUUACGCGUAACCUAUCCCUGAAUAGGCCUAGUUUAGUGACAUUUCUUGAUAGAGCAAGUGGGUGUAAUGGCCAAAUUAGAUCAGUCAGUUUGAAGGAUUCAGAGUAUGGGAAUGAAGAAACGCAACCAAUCCAAGAAGUAACGCGUGAGAAGAAUUUCUGGGGUGCGGUUAGUCUGAUUAUUGGCACUGCUGUAGGCCCUGGAAUGUUGGGAUUACCUGCAGCAACUAUAAAAUCAGGGCCUGUUCCUUCUACAAUUGCUAUUAUUCUCUCCUGGAUUUAUGUCAUUUCCUCGAUUUUACUUGUGGCGGAGCUCAGUUUUGCAGUGAUGGAGGAAGAUAAUGUUGCAGAGGUGAGCUUCACCGCUCUUGCAACAAAGACAUUGGGGAGUCAGAUUGGUUCUUUUGUUGCUUUAGUGUAUGCAUCCUUGAGCUUUUCUUUGUUGGUGGCCUGUGUUUCGGGUAUUGGAUCAAUUUUCUCUCAGUUGAUGCCUCGGUUAAAUCCUGUAAUUGCUCACGCCUUGUUUCCAUCUGCGGCUGGAGCUGUAAUCUGUUUUUUACCAUUCGAGGCCACUGAUACUGCCAAUAGAUUGUUAUGCUUUAUCAUGCUAUUUUCCAUUACUUCACUAGUAGCUAUUGGUUUAUCUGUCGGGAGAAGCAGUUUACUUGGUUCCUUAAUGCACGCAUCAUGGAGUGUCUCUUCAAUCUUGCCUGUUAUUCCUGUAACUGUACUUACAUUGGGAUUUCAUGUAAUCACCCCUUUCAUUUGUAAGAUUGCGGGUAAUACUGUCCAUGAAGCUCGAAAAGCAAUUCUUUUUGGUGGAUGUGUUCCACUAGUCAUGGUCCUGUCAUGGAAUCUGAUUGUCUUAGGCCUUACCGGACCUAGUCAUGCCUCGAUUUCUAAAGACCCCAUAUCACUUCUGCUAUCAAUCAACCCGUCAGCUUUGACAGCAGUUCAAGGUUUUGCAUUUUCAGCUUUGGCAACCAGCUAUAUAGGAUACGCUGUCAGCUUUCCAAAACAGGUGACUGAUACCAUAGAGUUAAUAUUUCUUGGACCAAACAGAAAUCAUGAAGAAAAUUCUCAAUCUCAUAAACGUUCCAUCAAGAACGGAGAUGGAAAAGUUGGUUUUGCUACCUAUUCCCACAUGUGCAGCGAGGACGUGGGUAGGAUUUCAUACAGUGAUACAUUAUUAAAUGCUAAACCACAACAUGAUUUGAGCUUCUUACAGAGCAUUGUUGUGCCGCUUGUACUAGGCUGUCCGAUUCUUGUGGCAUCAUUCUUCCGCUCAACCUUUUCAGCUGCCCUCGACUUUGCUGGUAUUUAUGCAAAUUGUUUUUUGUUUGGCAUUCUUCCACCAGUAAUGUCUUACAUCUAUAAAAGCCGCAAAAAUCACAGGUCAUCAUCCAUUUUACCUGGAGGAAAUAUUACACUUCUGGCUCUUGCUGGCAUUGCCAUUGUCUUGGGUAUAUGGCAUUAAAGGCCAGUAAGGAAGUAGAAGUACCAGUAGUCUUUGUUCAUCCAUGGAAAGUGAAA
This is a messenger RNA of Daucus carota subsp. sativus, 1853 nucleotides long. RefSeq lists its product as uncharacterized. Gene Ontology annotation, biological process: amino acid transmembrane transport. The transcript is spliced from 3 exons. The record is from RefSeq and is a predicted model, not a curated record. NCBI's taxonomy places the organism in Eukaryota, Viridiplantae, Streptophyta, Magnoliopsida, Apiales, Apiaceae. The coding region runs from base 196 to 1797 and encodes 533 amino acids.